This is a messenger RNA of Monoraphidium neglectum, 668 nucleotides long. RefSeq lists its product as hypothetical. The annotation marks the transcript as partial. NCBI's taxonomy places the organism in Eukaryota, Viridiplantae, Chlorophyta, Chlorophyceae, Sphaeropleales, Selenastraceae. The transcript is spliced from 2 exons. The record is from RefSeq and is a predicted model, not a curated record.
AUGCGGUCUCUUGCUGCCGGAGCGGGUGGCAUCACGCGCCUCCUGCGGAGGUCCACGCCGCCUACGGCGUGGCCGCUAGCGCAGCAACAGCGGCCGCAGCGCCGCCGCUGCAGCGUGGCCGCAGCACCCGCUUCCCCUCCGACGCCAGCAUCCCCGCUGGAGGCGCCCUUCCUCCUGACGCUCGAGCGCGCCGUCGGGGAGCGCGCCGGCAACGAUGCCGAGCUGGCAGCCACCGGGCUGUUUGGCGCGGAGGUGUUCCCAGACCUGCCCAUCUCCACCACAUGGGACGGCCUCUACAAGGCCAUGCUUAAGCACGUGACAGAAUUUGGCUCAGGCCGCAGCGGCGCGGCGGCCGCCGCAGCGCCGGCGCCGGCGCCGCGAAGCAGCGGCGGCGCCGCGUGGCGCGUGGAGACCGUGGGGGCGCAGCUGCGGGACAUGGCCGACCUCCACCGGCGCAUCUGCGCCGCCUGUGGCCGCACCCCAGGGGGGGAGCCGCUCACCCGCGCCUCUGCGGCGCGCGCCAACCCCGAAGUCGGCGGCACCUCUGCUGCUGCUGCGGCGGCGGCAGCGGCGGGUGGCGGCGGCGUGGCCGGCGCGGUGCCGCCCGCGGACGCGCUGCUGUUUGUGUCUGGCAGCCACCCGGCGCGGCAGGUGCCGUUUGCAGACAG